AUGCGUCCAAUCAAAUGCGACAAUUCGGGUUCUAAAUUGAAAAAUGGACCAAUCAUAUUCUGAGAAACGUGUGAAGAGCUCGGUUUGAUUCAGCCUCUUACGUUACCGUAGACACUUCGGUAGACACGGCCCUCUUUUAAAGUUCCUGGGGGAAGAGUGGAGGGACCCGGACAAGCCGAAGGAAAGGGGCCAAGCUUGAGCAAGGGGAUACAUAUUUACACAUUACUCACCCCCAGGAGGACUCGCGUAUAACCGAACAACCGACAAGCUAAGGUGCAACACGGAAAACCAAGGUCUUGACUACCCGAGAACGUCAGAAAAUAAAGAAAAUGGCGGAGCCAGACAAAUUAAACAUCGACUCUAUAAUUCAGCGUCUCUUGGAAGUCAAGGGCUCUCGACCGGGGAAGAAUGUCCAACUGACAGAGGGUGAGAUCCGUGGCCUUUGCCUAAAGUCCCGUGAAAUCUUCCUGAGCCAGCCAAUCCUGCUUGAACUAGAAGCUCCCCUCAAAAUCUGUGGUGAUGUCCAUGGUCAGUACUAUGAUCUGCUCCGACUGUUUGAAUAUGGAGGCUUCCCCCCAGAAAGCAACUACCUGUUCCUGGGUGACUAUGUAGACAGAGGGAAGCAGUCACUGGAGACGAUCUGCCUGCUUCUAGCCUACAAGAUCAAAUAUCCAGAGAACUUUUUCCUGCUGCGUGGAAACCAUGAAUGCGCCUCUAUUAAUCGAAUCUACGGAUUUUAUGACGAGUGUAAGCGACGGUAUAACAUUAAGCUGUGGAAGACCUUCACAGACUGCUUCAACUGUUUACCUGUGGCUGCCAUUGUAGAUGAGAAAAUCUUCUGCUGUCAUGGAGGCCUCUCUCCUGAUCUUCAGUCUAUGGAGCAGAUCCGCAGAGUAAUGCGACCCACAGACGUACCUGACCAGGGUUUGUUGUGUGACCUGCUGUGGGCUGAUCCAGACAAAGAUGUGCUGGGCUGGGGUGAAAACGACCGUGGUGUCUCCUUCACAUUCGGGGCAGAUGUGGUUGCCAAAUUUUUGCAUAAACACGACAUGGACCUAAUAUGCAGGGCGCAUCAGGUGGUAGAAGACGGUUAUGAGUUCUUUGCAAAGAGGCAACUUGUCACCUUAUUCUCUGCUCCCAACUACUGUGGAGAGUUUGACAACGCCGGUGCCAUGAUGAGUGUGGAUGAGACACUCAUGUGCUCCUUUCAGAUUCUGAAGCCAGCAGAUAAGAAAUUGUAUCCUUAUGGCACAGGAGGAAUGGGAUCUGGGAGACCGGUCACCCCGCCGCGAAAUUCAGCCAAGGCCCCCAAGGCCAAGAAAUAACAGCCGCUGGAUCCCACUCCCACAACCUGCCACCUUCCUCUCUGCCCAACACUUUUUUUUUUUAAACUUUUUUUCCCCCUCUACCUCCCCAGACUUGUUUUUCUCUUGUCACCAUACGGCGACAAAGCAGACAAGUGUCUGGGGAUCAAUCAUGUUUUUUUUCCUCUCUAAAACAAUUUUUAACUGUUUGUUUGGCUGUUGGCGUGCUCUUUUUUAUGUGUGAGAGUGUGUAAAGAAAGUGAGAAUGAUACAGAGGAAAUUGCUGUAUUCUGUAUGUAUGUUUAUUUUUCUUCCUCCUGUACCCUCUGUUCUGUUUUCCUGUUGUAAAUAUGGGUUCUUGCUCAUCUGUGAUGUAAUGUCAAACCUGGAUGCAGGGGAGGAAGGGAAGGGGGAGAGAGAAAGAGAAGCCUUAGCUGUUUAUGUUAAGGCCCUGCACUGUUUAAUGCUAAACACAAGCUUUUGUACAUCGUGUUUUAGAGGUCUGUGUGAUGGAUGGGUAGGGGGUGGGGGGAUGGGCGGAUGGGAUCAAGUUCCACGGUCAAAUGCUAACGGCACAUACCACACACACUGGGCGCACAGGUGGAUAUAUGUGCAGGUGAAUCUUUGAAUGAAAUGGAUUCACAAUGAGAUCAUUUUUUUUUCUCUUCCCUUUCGAAAACCAAUGAUUUGAGAACACAGUCAUGGAUGUGAAAUAGUUUCGCUUCAAUUUCUUUCUUUUUUUAGAUACAUGAAACUGACAUGAGUUCAUUUCCUUUUUUUUCUUGUUUUUAGCUCACUAAAAGUUGAAGAUGAAUAAAAAUAACCAUUUAUUUGAAUCAUUC
Molecule: messenger RNA, 2146 nt
Organism: Sander lucioperca (pikeperch)
Lineage: Eukaryota; Metazoa; Chordata; Actinopteri; Perciformes; Percidae
Gene: ppp1caa
Product: protein phosphatase 1, catalytic subunit, alpha isozyme a
Exons: 8
Coding region: 330-1325 (331 amino acids)
Cellular component (GO): cytoplasm; nucleus
Molecular function (GO): protein serine/threonine phosphatase activity
Source: RefSeq, a predicted model, not a curated record